AUGAAAGUGGCUCUUCAAACCAUCAUCUGCGGGUGUGUUCUAGCCACAGUUUUACCUCUGGUGAAAGGCACAGUUUUACCUCUGGUGAAAGGCACAGUUUUACCUCUGGUGAAAGGCACAGUUUUACCUCUGGUGAAAUGCACCAAAGUUGACCUCAACUCCAACAUGAAAAAGAGGUAAGCUGAUUGACGAAUGACGAACGGUGGCCACCGUCUAAUUCAAUAGAGUGCAUAGGAUUAUUGGAUAGGAUGUGUGUUCUGUCUUUGAUGUGUCUAGGGGGAAGUAGGUUAGUUCUGCAUUAACAAUUCCUUCUCUUCUGUGGUAGAUUUAGAGUCUGGUUACAGAGCUGCACGAGAGCAGAUCUCCACAGCAGCUCUGCAGUGGACUCAGGGAUCAUCAGUGGACCAGUGCAUAGAAAGGAGACAGACCCCUCAGUAUUUCAUUCCAGGUAAUCGGUGUUAUUUCAAUAAUGGUUCCUCUGGUGUUUUUUAAAAUGUUUUUACUGCUAUAAAAAUGUCACAUUUGAAUGGUUUUUAAUCAAGUCCAUUUCAGUCGAUCUUUAGAAAUCUCUGAUAUCUCUUCUCUUAUCUCCUUUAAUAUUUUUCUCUUUCAGGUCCAGAAGAUCCAUUGUGACCUCAGUGAAAAGACCAGGCUGCUCUCUGGGCACAUGCAGCCUGCAUGACCUGGCCCAUCGGCUGCACAUCCUCAACAACAAGUUAAAGGUCAACAGAGCCCCGGAGGACAAGAUCAGCUCACAGGGUUACGGUCGCCGCCGCAGGUCACCACAGUCACUCCCACAACGCUACGUUACGCUACGUCUCCAAGUAGGCAGAGUGAGACUGGACUGCAGCUGCGAGUGCAGCCAAGGACUCCAUCUACAGGCCAUCCCACUCAGACAAACUUGAGUUGGGAGAGAACAGGAAGAGGAGUGUCAAUCUAGCGAAUGUCAGGCGCUUUUUCUAUGUUUCGGGCUGGCUGAGAUAUUACUGAGGUCCUAUUCCUGAACAUUCCUUUCCUGCGUGGAUGGACAAGGUCAAUGGAGCAGGAAACAAAUGUCACGCCACUGUGGAUGGAAGACAGAAG
Coregonus sp. 'balchen' is the source of this 1083-nucleotide messenger RNA. The record is from the annotation of a GenBank genome assembly. NCBI's taxonomy places the organism in Eukaryota, Metazoa, Chordata, Actinopteri, Salmoniformes, Salmonidae.